Molecule: messenger RNA, 441 nt
Organism: Prorocentrum cordatum
Lineage: Eukaryota; Dinophyceae; Prorocentrales; Prorocentraceae
Source: the annotation of a GenBank genome assembly
AUGACCACGAGCACCACGUUGACCACAAGCAGCCGCACCAGUACCACGCGCAGCAGCACAAGCGCAACAAGCAGCAGCACUGUUUCCAGCGCGACGGGAACCAGCACAACCACUGACAGCAGCACCACUGGAACUAGCAGCACCACUCUGACGAGCACGACGAGAACCAGCACUGCCACUCUCAGUAGCACUAGCGCAACCAGCACUUCUACCCUGUCGAGCACGACGGAUAGCAGCACCACUAGUGCAACCAGCAGCAUUAGCAGCACAACGCUCAGCAGCACCAGCGCAACCAGCAGCGCCUCGUUGACCAGCACGACAGGAACCAGCAGUACCACUCUGAGCAGCACCAGCGCAAGCAGCAGUUCAACGUUGACGACACGACGGACACCAGCAGUACCACUCUCAGCAGCACAAGCGCUACUAGCAGCACCUCCUUGA